GAGAAGGAAGCAGAACCCGUCUAGAUAUACUGUAACUAUGCAAUUAGGAGAAAUGGCCUUCAGAAAUGUCAAACUCUUUAAUUUAUGAGCAAUAGAUAGAAAAUAGCUAUAUAUGAGUUUAGGAUAAAAGGAAUAAGACGUAGGACUUUUCUUUCUGGAUGGGUUGGAUUUCUGCCCGUGUCUGAUUGACUAACGUAUUAAAAUGAUCCAUCACCCACAUUAGGCAGCUAUUUGAUUAUCCGAAAGUUUGCUGCAAAGAGAAUUUCGUAACAUGACUUCUGCAAUCGAGGAAAAAGAACUUCAGGAGAGAUUGAGAGAAGCUGCUGCUUUGGGAGAUAUUGAAGAAGUUCAGCGAUUAGUGGAAUUUGGAGUGAGUGUGAACGCACAAAACGAAAUCAACGGCUGGACUUGCUUGCAUUGGGCCUGCAAACGGAACCAUGCUCAGGUGGUAUCAUACCUGCUAGAUGCUGGCGCUGAUAAGGAAAUUCUCACAGUUAAAGAAGAAAGACCAGCCCAGUUAACAUCAAAGAGGGAAAUUAGGAAGAUGCUGGGAGUGGAAGAUGCUGAUGAGCUUCUGGAUGUGACAAAAGAUUCUGCCUUGCCCAUUAUCCCCAAUUACUUGGCUAACCCACCUUUCCCUUACGUUUAUAACUCCAUGAGUAGCAGCACUGCCAGCACCUCAGCUUCCUCUUUGAAUGGAAGACUCUCCCCUUCUUUAGAAGAGCACAAUGAAGACAGUCCUACUUCUUUACCUCAAGUUCAGGGGCCUGGCAUGUUGCAACAUGAAAAGGCUUCCCCUGUAGGGUCUGAGGAGGAUGCUACCAGGGCAGUGGCUAUUGAAUGCCCGGAGCCUGUAGUCCAGAAUGGUCAUGUUCGCCAGGUGCCUGUCCCUCCAAGUAGGACACUCUCUUCUCCAGCUGCAACUAAACUGCCUGAAACUCAGCAAUCAAAUGGCUCUUGUACUGGACCUGUUCCAACGUUCCAGCCCUUUUUCUUCACUGGAGCCUUUCCCUUUAGUAAUAUGCAAGAACUGGUGCUUAAGGUCAGAGUUCAGAACCGUACUCUUAAAGAGAAUGACUUCAUUGAAAUUGAACUGGACCGACAAGAACUAACUUACAAAGAACUGCUCAGAGUGAGUUGCUGUGAAUUGGGGGUUAACCCAGAACAUGUGGAGAAAAUAAGGAAGCUUCCUAAUACUGUAUUAAGGAAGGACAAAGAUGUCUCAAGGCUUCAAGAUUUCCAAGAACUGGAGCUGGUUCUAUCGAUGAGUGACAACGAUUUCCUGUUUAGAAAUGCUGCACCAACCUUGACCGAAAGGCCUUGUUAUAAUAAGAAAGCAUCAAAGCUGACAUACUAAUUGCUUGAAUGAAAUACCUGUCACUAGCAUUUAACUGUUGAACCCAGGAUUUUGUAAGGGCUAUAACUUCAAAUUCUACUUUAGCUUGACAGACAGGGUUAAACUAAUUAAGCAUUCUUACUCGGAAGCAAGGUCAACUGAAAACAGUUGGAUGUUUUCUAGUUAGGUGCGCUUAGGAUGCGGUUGUCAUCUGUAGUUAGUCUUUCAGUAAACUGACAGUGAAAUAAUGUAGUAGGAUUGGUUACUAAGCCGUGACAGAAUAGUGUCUCUCUCUGUGCAGCAGUGUUCCUUGCAAGGGAUUUCUUUCUUCUGGGAACACGGCAGAGUUAGAAGCUCUCAGGGAAAGACUUAAAUUAAAUUGUUCUAAUAACUGCUACUUAUUAAAAAGAGCAGAAGCACUUAGGUUGAAGGGCAGAACCUGGAACACAUUAAAUGCUUGUAAUUGGUUGCUUAACAGGCAGAGACUCCUGGUAUGUCUAACUAGAGCCAAAUGUGCAACUUGAGUAGAGAAUAAGCUAUUUUUACAGGGAGAAGGGAAAGAGGAAGAGGAAACCUGGGCUUUCAAACAGUAGUUAAGCUGGUCUAGUGUAGCAUUGUCAUUUCUGGGUUACACGAAUACAGCAUCCUUUGGAAACAGCACGUUGCAGACGUGUAGGUGGGAUAUUUCUUGUCACUUGCACAUGUCUAGAGGAGCAGGCAAUAUUAGAGGCAGGAUGUGGCCCAAGAAGGAUAUUGGGGGAAACCAGCAGUAAGCUUCUGAAAGGGGUGGAAGGCUAUACAAUUUGGAAAUGGCAAGAGGAGGAGCCUUCCCCUCCCCUCCUCAUGGUACACUGUGUGAUCUGGGGGCACUGCUCAAACCAGCCCCACAGUCCUUUUAGGAGCAAGGCUUGGAUUCUGACUGAAGCACAACACUGGUUUAGAAAUCUCACCGGGGCUCAGAUCAAAUAUUUGAACAUCUUUACUCCAUUAAUCCAAAUUGUAAAUAUAGUGUUGAUCCAAACUGCUAGGGUGCGUGUGUCUAACUUAUGAAUGCUUGUCAGUAAACAGCGCAGAAUGGUUGGUGAUUUCUAGUGUUGUUUGGGAUGGGUGGGAGAGGUUGUUUGUUUUUUGAUGAAGCUUAAGAAGUUUCCUGAAGGACAAUUUGAGAUGGCAGCUUCGCUCUGCAGCCUGAUGCCACACGUGAAAUGAGCACAAUACCCCUUUGCCACUAGCCUUUAUCCUAUUUAUCCUCUGUUAAUUACUAUUACCUGUUUAAAGGAAAGUAAUAUUGUAGCAUUUUAAAUAGCAGAAUUAUUUUUAAUACCAAGAUCAAUGAGCUAAAAUCUUGGAAUUUCUAAGCGUUUUUGACAAGAAUUGCUUGCAUUUCAUAUAGGCAUGCCCAGCUUUUCAUCAUCUUGCUAGUUCAUCUUCUCUAUAAAUACUCUACUGUCCAGAAUUAGAAUAAACAAAUCUGGUAAAGCAUGGAAUAUAGCACUUUUGAAUAAUCAAUAAUAUACCUAGUUUUAGGAUUCUGUGUACUAGUGCAGGGAGAUCAGUUGCUUUAACUACAGUUCAGUGAAUAUAGGCUACAAUUUAGAUGGACUAGAGCUCAGGACUUCGGAAUUAACAAGAAAUCAGUUGCUGAUUUCAACACCGACAUGUCAGUAUUCCUAACCUGUAGUUUGGAGUAAGUGUUCAUGGAUACUUUGAGUGUGGCCCUUGCUUUCAGCCGUGGCUUUCGGAACAACAGCCCUGCCCAUUAUUACAGAAUUAAGGCUGGUCUGAAGUGAUAAUUGCAUGUUUGGGGGAUGCUUCCAGUUGAAAGAUAUGCACCAGAAUUUGCCACCCAACCCUUCUAGGAAAGAUCUAUGAGCUGACUGCUUUUUGGCCUGCUUCUGCUUAUGGAUCUGAAAAAACCACAGGCAUGACCUGUUCAUUUCAUUCCUUCACACACUCGUGGCUACUGGGUCAAAUCCAAAUAAGGGGAGGCUUGCCAUCGGCUCCUGCCCAGCUGCCUAUCUAAGUUUUCCAGUCACUUUACCUAUUGCCACCUACGGACUUUAAUCUGCAAAGAGAAAAGGGAAAGAGAGAGGUCCUUCCCUGCAAGAGGAGAAGGGGGAUUUCCCCAUCUUGGACACCCCUCUUCUCGUGUGCACACUUCUGCCUUCCUCUCCAGCAGGGAAAGGGAAUUACCUAGCUCUGAAUUUCCUGCAUCAAUCAAGGGGUUGGAUUAGAUGGCCUACAAGUCUCCUCCAACUCUUAUGAUUCUGUGACAUGUGGUCGUGUCCACUAAGACUGCCUCCUCUGAGUGGCCAAUUGACAAAAUAUGUUAUUGACCAAGAUUCUAUAGAACGCACUCCCCACCCUAAAAACAACAUUAAAAAAAAACACAUGAGGCGAACUUUCUUGGGCCCGGCUCUUUCUCUUCUGAGACCCUGUAAGGUGCAGGCUGGAAAGGAGUUGCCCUUCUGUGCACUUAAAAAAAUCCAGAUACCUGGAUCUUAUGUUGCUUUCUCAAGUAACCCAUUUAUCACAACAGGAAAUGGAAGGCAGGAUGCCACUAAGAGGAUCUUUAUUGCUUAGCAUUGUUUGCCAUAGGAGAACAAUGACUGGAUAUUAAGCCAUUAAGUUAGACGCAGUAUAUUAAGAGGCUUAAUAUAGUGUGACUAGCAAUAUAUUAAGCUUCUUCCCCUAUCCCCUAGAGGAGGAGGGAAUAGCACAGCUCUCCCCGACCCCCCCUUUUUUUUGCCAAAUCCAAUUCAUUAAUCAAACACUGUAUUUUCAUCUCCUUCUCUCAGAGCUGACAAAGAGCUUUAAUGUCAAAUGUCAUUUAGCUUCAGUGGCCCAGUCUAGGGCUUAAAAGAUGCACUGAAUAAUAACUGUGAUUAAUAUAAUUAAUUAACCACAGAAUUUUAAGAGGUGGCUUUAAAAACUGAGCUUUUUUUAUGAAAGGGAGCUCAGAACUAAUGGCAUUAUUGUGAACAAUCAAUCUAUACACACAGCCCUUGAUCCAGACAGUAUAUUUAAAAUUAGGAUCUGUAUACAUAUUUUGCCUGGGUUAACGAAGUCAAGAGAAACAAUUUCCAUCAUCAAAAUGGUGUGUUGAUACCAUAGUAUUUAGAUAGAUUUAUAACUUACGAGUUUAACACUUGUUCUGGGACAACCUGAACUCACUUUUACACAUUUCAAAAGAAAACAGCAGUAUUCAAAUUUUAAGUGUCAACAACCAGGGCCUAAUAUAUUGACAUGUUAAAUGCUACCUGGAAUUUAAAAUUUGAACCCCUAUAGAACCCCUCAAACAUGAGCACAGGACUUAGAAAAAUGCUUAAUGCGGAUGGAACAGUCUGUGACAACACAAUCAGUUUUGUGGCAUAGCAUAAGAGUUUGGCGACAUUUCCCCCAACCUGGUGCCCUCCAGAUGUGUUGGACAACAACUCCAUCAUGGGUGGAAAAUGGGAGUUGUAGUCCAACAUAUCUGAAGGGCUCCAGGUAGGGGAAGGCUGACCUAUACCAUAGAUGAUCCAGCAUGUGCUGAAGUAAGUGCAAAUAUUGCAACUGAUCAAGUCCACAGUGUCCAUAUUUCCCAACAGUUGCCAGAUCAGGACUCAUACAAGAUACUUUGGCCAUUUUUUAAUGUUUAAAAGGCUCAGGAGCUGAUCAUGGAAGGUGCAUCUUAACUCUGAUUUUGCAAAGCACUUAAGCACGCACCUAAAAUCAGUGCAUGUAUACCGUAAGCUGCUCUAGAAGUACUUGAAGGGAAAUGCGGGUUUCUUGCUAUAAGACUUAGCUUAGAAAUUCCAGCGCCUUUCCAGAGCAAACCCUUAAAAGAGGAAGGUCUAAUCCAGCACAGAGGCUACGGGCUUAAGUGUGCCCCAGACUAUACUGGAUUGUGACUGAAUAUCUGCUUCUCAUGCAGAAGCAGAUAUUCACAGGAAUCUAAUAAGUGGGUAAACAAACUGACAUGAUCUACUGACUAGCCAUAGUAUUAAUUAGCAUAUUACUGGUCUGUUGAUUAUACAGCACAGUUGCUGGCAUCUUUCUAUGCACUCAGAGAACUAUUUUUAUAUUGUAUAACUUAUGCAAUUUAUAACAGAGGAUUUUAUUAGCUCUGCUAACCAAAUUAUUAACCUAAUAAUAACUGUGUAGUUCUUUUUAAUAUCAGUAGAUAUACAUGAUACAGGACUUCCUGCAUUGCUACAUGAACAAUAUGGUUAAAAUGAAGAAUUAACCAAAUGGUUUAGAUGGUUUCUUAUGUGUUGUAUCCUUUUUACAAUUAAUAAAAUUUUGUUGCCUUUCAAA
Molecule: messenger RNA, 5635 nt
Organism: Elgaria multicarinata webbii
Lineage: Eukaryota; Metazoa; Chordata; Lepidosauria; Squamata; Anguidae
Gene: ANKRD40
Product: ankyrin repeat domain 40
Exons: 5
Coding region: 272-1357 (361 amino acids)
Molecular function (GO): protein binding
Source: RefSeq, a predicted model, not a curated record